Molecule: messenger RNA, 3576 nt
Organism: Neospora caninum
Lineage: Eukaryota; Apicomplexa; Conoidasida; Eucoccidiorida; Sarcocystidae
Product: putative RNA pseudouridylate synthase
Exons: 1
Coding region: 1-3576 (1191 amino acids)
Source: RefSeq, a predicted model, not a curated record
AUGCACAGCGCCCCGCAAGCUCCAUCUUUUCUUCUUCCCCUUCUCCGGCCUCCUGUCCCGGAAACACUACUGCUCGGGGACUGUAUUGACGACAAUGCGAAGCUGUGUGUUUCCCGAAAGUGCCAUGCCCGCGCAUUGCGGGCCGAGCUCCUCCAUUCCUGGGAGGCUCUCUGGGUACUCCUGUGCAAGCGUGGACGAAAGCAGAGGUUGUCGAUUCUCCCGCUCCUUCCUAGUGGCAAAUCACUCACUGAUUCCCUGAACGACGGAUCGUCUCCUCCGGUCGCCGAGGAGAAUCCGUCGCGGGUCUCCGGCCUCCCGCAGCAAGUCAAGGGACACGAACAGAGAGACGAACAGACCCUCGCAGGAGACGCCGGACGGCGGGAACUCUCUGACAAGGCUGCAAAUGAGGCGCAAGAUGCAUCUUCUCGAGAGGAAAAGACCCAGCGCUCAGAGGCAAGAAAGGAUACAGCCGGAGACGACGCUUCUGCUGAAGCAGCCGAGACUGUUGACGAGUUGUGCCGGUCAAUCUGCCGGUGCACGGCGUUCUUUCUGUCGCUGAGACGAAAGCAAAGACAAGCGCGACGGAGCGACUCUGACAGAAAGGACAACAUCGGAGAUGCGUUGCCUGACCUACCUCUGCUGUGCGCCGCUCGCCUUCUUAUGCCUUCGCGAACGAAGCUGGACGCCGUCGAGCGACCGCAUGCAACCGGUGUUGCCUCCGGCUCCGCCCCGUUUCCUUCCUCGUCUCCUUCGUCUCUGUCUUCUUCUCCCUCAUGCCAAUGUUGUUCGCCUCGGUCACUCCCGCCUGCCGAUUCACGCCCUCCUCCAGGCCUUGUUCAACUCAAUAUUGUACACUGUCGGCUCGACGGUUUUUUUUCCACUGCCGAUACGGCAGCGACAGCCGCUGCAGAGGCGGCGCAGAAGGAACCCAGUGAAGCCCGCACGGCCUUGGCCUCCACGGUCUCCGCGCGCCGACUCCACUGGUCGUCCUCUCGCGUGGCUGGCGCUGAAGGGAACGGGCGAUAUGUGUCCUUGGAGACGUACACUCGCCCCGACUGUCUGGGCUCCAAACUCCUCCACCAGGCGCUAGCGAACUGCGUCUCCCGGUCGCUGCGCGCCUACACGCUCGGCCAGCAGUGGGAGAGCGAGACCGCAUUCGAGGAAAAAGGAGAAGGUUUGAGCUCUCCAAGGGUGUGCUGCGUUCUGCGUGGACUCAAAAAUCUCCGCCGCCCGCAGUGGGCUCAGGCCGCCGCCGUGCUAGUCUCGAUUUUGGCCGACGCCGCCGCGUGCGCCUCCGCGGCGGAACAGAGCGAAAUGGCGAGCACAAAGCGGCGAGAAGGACACGCCGGCACGAAGGGGAGGGGCGAGCCUUGGAAGGCGCAGUCUGAGAAGCUGAGCAGACCGCGGGAGGCAAGAGAAGACCCCGAGAGCGGCGAGAGCGAGGAGAGAGGCGAAAAAAGGGAGCAUACAGUGGAGGAGGAGGAGCCGACGGAGGCAGGCGAGAGACAGCGGUUUGCAUCACCUCCGGAACGAGAGAAGCUCGCGGUGCACAGCGGACCCGUUUCAAGCGAAAAGGCACCAGAGGAGGGGACGGAAAGGAGCGAGGAGAGAUGCGGAACGGAGGCGAACCCCUUGCGCGUGCUGUUGGUGCUCGAGUGGGGAGGAGACGACAGACCACAGAGAGAGAGCGGAGAGGAAAGCGGGUCGGAACACGGCGAGGGACUGAAAACAAGGGGAGGGACGUGGGCACGCCACAAGGCGAGGCUCCGUGAAGACGUCGCGGCGUGGGUACGUGCAGCGAAUCGGAGUUUCGCUCCAGCUGUUCGAGUGCAUUUCCUCUUUGGCCAGCCCGGCGAAGGGCAAAGGACACGCAGAGAAGGAAUGGAGAGCGCGGCUGAAGCAGGAAAGAAGAAGAGAGAAGCGGAAGAAGCAGCAGAUCAAGCGACAGACGGCAAAGAAAGGAGAGGGCAAGAAGUGGAUGUCGAACACAGGACGGAUGAGCGCAGUGAGCAUUCCAGCUCUGUUGCCUUCAACCGCGUAGGCGAUGGCCGGUGCGAAGGAACGGACCCUCCAAACCUCGGUCACCUGCGUCCAGCUGUGAAGGGAGAUGUAUCGUGUGGGCGAAACGUUUCCCUUCUCUCACUUCUCCGUGAUGGAGAAGAAUCCGUCAAACGCCCCAGCAUGCUUUUCCUAGGCGGCCACGACUUCUUCCCGGCCCCUCCCGUCGGCAGCGUCUCGACGGAUUCACCUCUUGCGCUGUCUUCUCUCCAGGGCGCUCCGGGCGAGUUGGUCCGCCAGCUAGAAGAUCUUGUGUACCUCCCUCUUCUGCUUCGUUCGCGUCUCUCCGCGUCUUCGGGGGGUGCGAGCACGCAGCGUGGUUUCGUUCGAGACCCCAUCUGUGGCGCACGAGACAGGCAGAGAGACGGCCAGCUCUCAGGGGAAGCACAGCUUCUGAGAGACUGCAACUCGCUUCUCCGAGACCCGCGAGGCUUCCUGCCUCCGCCGCCUCGUCUUCUGCUUCACAGCUGCCGGCACAGAGCGAGAAGACGGGAUCGGCCGGCGUCGUCUCCAGUUUCGUGUUCCUUCUUCUCUGGCGCUUCUCCUCCUGGCGGCUGCGAGUCGGGCUCGAGAUCCGCGGCAGCCGCCUGUCGCGAGUCUCCUUCCCGCUCUGCAACUCGCCGCGACGCAGAGAGCGUGGGCCCGCAAGGUCUCAUCCAGGUGGUAGCAGAGAAAUACUCUGCAUGCAUUCAAACCUUUCUGCUUCCACUCACCGCCAUUGAAUCUCCGUAUGUGGGUCAGACAGAGGAGAAACUUCGCAGGCUGCUGAAGGUCGCGGCGAAUGCGUCGCCUUCUGUCUUAGUUCUCCUGGGGAUCGAUCAGCUGGGCCGAAAGCGAGAGCGAGGUGGAGAUACAGCGGGGGUGCUUGCUGGUGUUUCGUCCGACGAGACACAAACCGGCGACGAAGAGCAGCCGCGAGGUCAGGUCGAUGCUCGACGCUCUCGAGUCAGGGCACCGAGUGGCAGCCAGAGCCGUGACGGCGGUUGCGUGGCGAGUGAAGGGAAAGGAAAGGUCGCCCACGCGAGCGAAACGCUGGAUAGGUUCGCUUUCACAGACAGACAAGCGGGAGGUAUCGCCGCAGCGGGCGUUUCCCCGUUGCCCGCCGAACACAGAGAUCGACGGUGGCGAAGAACGGCACGAGACGUAGCGGCGUGUGCUCCGUCCGCUGGACUGGAAGAUCGCGGAGGAAAAGGAGGAGGCGGGAGGCGAGAAGGCCGCAGAACAAGCAGUUUUCAGAGAAGGCUUCUCGCCGCUCUUCUCGUUGCCCUCGACGAAAUCGAAGACAAUCGACGAAGACACGAACAGCGUCAGAGCGAAGAGGCUGAGGACGCAGAAGCAGAUAUAGCGGAACCGGGAAGCGUGGAUCCAGAAGACCGAAAAAAUGCCGGCAGGAAGCGAGAUGUUUUAGGCGCAGCCGCAGGCAUGGCAAUCAUUGGGGUUGCCAAAGGAUCGCCCGAUACUCUCGACGAGGCUGUCGUGAGAGCAGGCCGGUUGGACAACUGGGUUUCGUGGUGCUAG